This is a messenger RNA of Cylas formicarius (sweet potato weevil), 1475 nucleotides long. RefSeq lists its product as uncharacterized. NCBI's taxonomy places the organism in Eukaryota, Metazoa, Arthropoda, Insecta, Coleoptera, Brentidae. Bases 249 to 1424 code for a protein of 391 amino acids. The transcript has 6 exons. Gene Ontology annotation, biological process: sensory perception of smell; detection of chemical stimulus involved in sensory perception of smell. Gene Ontology annotation, cellular component: plasma membrane. The record is from RefSeq and is a predicted model, not a curated record. Gene Ontology annotation, molecular function: olfactory receptor activity; odorant binding.
GGGAAGAGGGUGAGUCCGUCUUCGGGAAGAACGUCUUUUUGUUAUAUAAUAAAAAGUGUUUGAGUUAUGUAACGUCCUCCUACGACUUCCCUAUUUAACUUUUAACAGACUGUAUAUUAUUAAGUAUAAAAAGGUUGGCUUCAAUUUCAGAUAAUUUUUUUUCAAAAGAGGUUUCCCAAUUUCGUACCAACACUCAAGGAAAACUUGGUGUUUUAGAAGUUCUGUUCUAAAACAGGGUUCCGUGCAAAAUGACCGAACUCCCGUCCAUUCUAACUCCCGCGAAAAUUUUCAUGACCUCCGUCGGAUUUUGGAAAUACCCACAACAAAAAUAUCCUGCGAAAUACUUCUACAAACUUUACUCAGCUGUUUUCGUAUUUUAUUUCUUCCUCUGCGCGAUUUGCUUAUACAUCAAGUUCAUCAUAACGGUGAGCACCACAUCCACCCUAGACCCCGACGUAAUCAAACAACUGGCCUAUGUCAUCAGCUACCUGAUGACGACGUAUGUGAUAAUGGUGUGCCGUAGCGGCAGCUUUAACGACGUCAUAUACGACAUCGCUGUCGAGGAACAACGCAUGCUGAAAAGUGGUGAUGACGACAUUUUGAAGUCUCACCUUCAACACAUCCGACGAGACAAUUACAUCAACUUCCUCUUCGCUAUAUUCACUAUCGCCACUGGAUUCGCUCUGGCUUGGGAGAAUUACCAGCAGAACAUCGUGAUAGCGCGCUACAACAGAGACCACAACACCACCCUGGAAAGGCCCUUGCUAGUGCAGCUCUACUAUUUCAAAAUAAACAAACACAAACGAGAGAAUAUGCUGCUGGUGGCUUCUGAGAUCUCCAUCGCUUGCAGUGUGCUGAUGAUACUCGCGUCCAAACUCAGUCUCUAUUCCUGUAUCAUAUUCGCAUCUUCUGUUCUCAAAAUGGUUGAGGUCAAGUUCAGGAAGAUUGGUCUGGGUAGCGAAAAUCCUCUGGCCGUGUUGAAGCGGCUAGUGGAAGAGCAUCAGCGUGUUAUCGCAUUUGUUUACAAAUUAAAUGGUUCGAUAAAAUACCUGAUUCUGUUGGAAUAUCUCCUGAACUCUCUGAAUGUGGCCGCAGUCUCCGUUCAGUUAAUCACGUACGACAAGAAGAUGUUGCCGACUCCUGUGUUCUACCUGUGUUUCCUGCUAAUUCAAGUUUUCAUUAUGGGCAUAAGCACAAACGAUAUUAAAAUUCAGAGCCUUGCCUUGUCCGAUGCCGUAUACUCCAGUCCAUGGCACGAACAAAGCGAAGCGACUAAGAAAUUAUUACUAACAGUGAUAGCUCGAAGCCAGACACCCCUGGAGUUGACUAUAGGCCCAUUCGGACCCAUGCUUAUAGAGUCGGCCCUCGCUGUCUGUAAGGCAUCCUACUCAUACGUCACCCUGAUGAUGCACAACGUCCAGUAAAUAGAUAAACACUUUUUUGUGAAAAGUUAUUUCAUUAAAUACAAACUCUAU